AUGCACGACGAGAUGUUGGACGUUCCUGGAGCAUCUAGGAGCGUGCUGGACCAGGUUGACGAGUAUUUGCAUGAGGACGGGCACCAUGGAGAGGGCGAUGACGACGACCACACGCUACAGGGACGAGAGUCGACGAGAUCGUCGUCGUCGACUCACUGGGGGCCGGACGCAAUGGAGGACUUAGACCGUCUGUCGCAUUCGCUGUUUGUCCGGCGGGACGGCGAGCGGGCCAAAGAGGAGGCGGGCGCGCCCGGGAUCGAGCCGCUCAGCAUACCGAACAAAGGCGCGGAGGGCGGGGUGGUGCGGCCGGACAUGGUGUUUUCGCCGAUCUCUUCGCCGCUGGUGAUGCCGACGAGGUCGACGUCGCUGGGGACGUACGAUACGCCGUUCAUGCUACCGCAGGCGGGUACCGGGUCGGGUCCCAACACGACCACGACGACGCCGUUUCUGAACGGCUCGAUGGCGAGCAGCUCGACGACUUCGCUCUCGAGCCUGCGGAGGAAGUCGAGCAAGCCGGGCGCGGUGAGCCAGUUUUCGCCGCUCAGCUCGCCAGCGCUGACCGCUAUCGACCAGGCUCCGAUCGUGAAUUUUGCGCUGCCGGAGUCGACGAUCACGUCGCUGUCGAAGGUGAACUCUGGUGGCGGGAGGGCGAAGAAGAAGCAUUACAGCUCGGCGACGGCGGGUAUCGGCGCCAAGAUCAGCAAGAACAGCCCGCGGAUCAAGCCUGCGGCGGCGUCGAGCAGUUCGCGGCGGCAGUAUGCGGCGGAGCAGUUCAAGAACAGCUCUCCCGUGCUGCAUACGGACGCGAGCGCGAACGCGUGGGACGACGCGAUCUUCAGACUGCCCGAGAGCAGCAUAGGCGACCGGGCCGGGUCGAAAUGGCACAACGACGAGCCGACGCCCAAGUCGUCGUCGUCGGGCGGCGGAGCAGGCGCCACGUCGUCGCCGGAGUCCCGCAUGACCCCGGCCGCGCUCGCGAACUACCCCAAGGUCAUCCUGCCCUCUACUUCGAAGCCGGCGUACAGGAACGACGAGUCGAUCAGCCCCAAGGAGCUGGGGCCCGCGAACAGCCCGGGCGACGGCGAUAAGGUGCUCAGGGCGACUGAAUCGCCGGUGAUCAAGCCAACCUUGUACCACCACCAUCACCACCACCAGCAACAGGAGCCCUUGUGGAAGCCCAACGGGAGAACGUCGCUGACCCCGAAGAUAGACGAAGUGCAGGAGCCAAGGCGGGCCGCGUGUCGGCCCGCGAACCGCAAGACCGUCUCGUCGUCCUCGCUGCCCGGCGGGAAUGGCUCCAGCGACGACGGCGAGCUGUCAAAGAAAGAAGUACACAAGGUGGCCGAACAGGGCCGCAGAAACCGUCUAAACAGCGCGCUGACAGAUCUGAGCUCGCUGCUACCGCCGGAACUGAAGGAGUCGAUACCGAUCCCGUCAAAGGCCACUACGGUUGAAUUGGCCUGCACCUACAUAAGACAGCUGCUGGCCACGAAGAAUGCAUCCAACAAGGCAUAG
Torulaspora globosa is the source of this 1515-nucleotide messenger RNA. It is a transcript of the gene PHO4, whose product is annotated as phosphate-sensing transcription factor PHO4. The record is from RefSeq and is a predicted model, not a curated record. NCBI's taxonomy places the organism in Eukaryota, Fungi, Ascomycota, Saccharomycetes, Saccharomycetales, Saccharomycetaceae. The transcript has a single exon. Gene Ontology annotation, molecular function: protein dimerization activity. The coding region runs from base 1 to 1515 and encodes 504 amino acids.